Messenger RNA from Chenopodium quinoa (quinoa), 1842 nucleotides. RefSeq lists its product as uncharacterized. The record is from RefSeq and is a predicted model, not a curated record. The transcript has a single exon. NCBI's taxonomy places the organism in Eukaryota, Viridiplantae, Streptophyta, Magnoliopsida, Caryophyllales, Amaranthaceae. Bases 1 to 1842 code for a protein of 613 amino acids.
AUGUGCCACAAUUUGCUACAUAAGAGGUCGGGCGAAAUACUUAAUCACUUGAGUAAGUGGGCAUUUGAUAGAACAUAUACCAAUUGGAUUUGGCAUGGAGAAUGUAGGGAAAAACCUCUUGUUAGUAAUGUAGCGGGUAGUGUGUGUGAAGGUGAUAGCACAAAUGAGGCAGAUAAUUUAGAAGAUUUGUUGCAUUCAGUGAAGGAUAACUUUGAUGAUAAUCCUACCAUGUUAGAGAGCAUUUUAAAUGACUCUGAAAAGCCUUUGUAUGACGGUUGCACUAAGUAUACUAGAUUGUCUGCUAUAAUCAAGUUAUACAAUUUGAAAGCAGGUCAUGGUUGGACUGAUACAGGCUUCAGCAUGCUACUAGAAGUUGUCAAAAACAUGCUUCCAGAAGACAAUGUCCUUCCAUCUACUACUUAUGAGGCAAAAAAGAGUUUAAGCUCUAUGGGUUUACCUUACCAUGCGUGUCCUAACAAUCGCACGUUGUAUAAAAAUGAAAAUGAAUCUUUACAGAGCUGCUCAAUUUGUAAAGCCUCGCGGUAUAAGAAAAGUGGUGGCACAAUCCCUGCUAAGGUAUUAUGGUAUUUUCCAAUAAUACCACAGUUUAGGCGGCUGUUCUCAAAUGCAGGGGAUGCAGAGAAAUUAACAUGGCAUCAUUAUGGUCGAUUAGAUGAUGGAAUGCUUAGACACCCCGCCGAUUCUCCGCAGUGGAGGUUUAUUGAUGGAAAAUACCCAGACUUUGCAAAAGAGAAGCGUAAUCUAAGGCUUGCAUUGUCUACAGAUGGGUUCUAUCCAUUUAGGAACUUGAGUAGCACAUAUAGUACAUGGCCUAUCAUAUUGGCUACUUAUAACUUACCUCCUUCAUUGUGCAUGAAACCACGAUAUAUGUUUUUAGCAUUGCUAAUUUCUGGGCCUAAACAACUUGGAAAUGACAUUGAUGUGUAUUUAGAACCUCUCAUUGAUGGUUUGAAUAUUCUUUGGGAGGAUGGUAUACAGGUGUUUGACGCACAUCGUAACGAGAAAUUUAUCAUGAAAGCAAUGUUGUUUAACACCAUCCAAGAUUUUCCUGCUUACGGUAAUCUUUCUGGGUAUACCAUGAAAGGGAAAGCACCUUGUCCCAUAGGCAUGGAGGAUUGCGGGGGAGAAUGGUUGAGCGCAUCACGCCAGCAUGUGUUCCCUAUACAUCGGCAAUAUCUUCCUUCGAGUCAUCCAUUUCGUAAGAGGAAAAAGGCCUUCAAUGGGAAACAAGAUUUUAAAGGUCGCCCAAGAUCUCUGUCAAGUGAAGAGGUCUUUGAAAAGGUUAAAGACAUUCAAAUUACCUAUGGGAAAAAGCAUAGGUCUGCUCUUCCUACGCAAGGCUUUAAGAAGUGUUCAUAUUUAUGGCGCCUACCUUAUUGGAGAUUCCUUUUUGUGAGACAUUUGCUUGACGUGAUGCAUAUUGAAAAGAAUGUGUGUCAUAGUUUGAUUGGUACUUUAUUGGAUAUUCGUGGGAAAACUAAAGAUGGCACGAAAGCUAGAGAUGACUUACAAACCAUGGGGAUUAGAAGUGAACUCCAUGCUGUUGUGAAUGACAAAGGUCGAGCAUACCUGCCUCUAGCAGCUUAUACAUUGUCAAGAAAAGAGAAAAUUGAGUUUUGUGAGUGCUUGGCUGGAGUAAAAGUGCCAGAGGGUUAUUCUUCAAAUAUUCGCAACCUUGUGAAUAUGGAAAACUUGAAACUUGUGGGCCUUAAAUCUCAUGAUUGCCAUGUUCUAAUGCAAAAUCUAUUACCAGUGGCUAUUUGUUCAAUUUUGCCUAAAAAUGUUCGUUUUGCCAUGACCAGACUUUGUUUAUUUUUUUAA